Molecule: messenger RNA, 1640 nt
Organism: Pichia membranifaciens NRRL Y-2026
Lineage: Eukaryota; Fungi; Ascomycota; Pichiomycetes; Pichiales; Pichiaceae
Exons: 1
Coding region: 129-1490 (453 amino acids)
Biological process (GO): 7-methylguanosine mRNA capping
Cellular component (GO): nucleus
Molecular function (GO): mRNA 5'-cap (guanine-N7-)-methyltransferase activity
Source: RefSeq, a predicted model, not a curated record
GGGGACGAUGAGGGGUGAAGAAGUUGGGGGAAAGGUGGAGAGUACUAAAAUAGAAGAGUGUAGGCCAUCAAGAGCAAAGAUUGCAAAAGGGUACUUCACGGUGCUGCAUAGAAUAAGCCAGAAUAAAGAUGUCUGAUUUUUACGACGGUCCGUCAAGAUACAAGAAAAGGAGGGUUGUGACACACCGAGGUGGCGGGAACCGGAGACGGGACGAGAGUCGUGACGCCGGUGCCAGCAGCAGCGGGGUUGGUUCCGGACACGUCGGCAAACCUGGAAGAGCAGUGCCAGAAAAGGUGCUGCCGAAACCGGUGUGGAUGACUGACGAGGAGUAUAAGAAACAACAAGGCUCGAUUGUUCGAGCGAUCCAGCCGCUGAGGAAGGGUGCAGAGGCUGACCGUGGAGGCCAAAACCCAGCGGAAAGAGGAAAUGAAACUGGCCAUGAGGGCUUCAGCAGGAGCGGUGCUGCCGAGGCAGGCGCUGGUGCUGGUGCUGGCGACGGCACGCCUAUGGCGAGCGAAGACGUUAACGUGAAGUUAAAAUACUUGAAGACGUUGCAGGCGCAGGGAAAGGACGAGAUUGUGCGUGACUACUACAACACGCAGACAUUCCACUCGAGGCAAAGCAAACGUACCGAGUCGCCGAUCUACCGGUUGCGCUCGUUCAACAACUGCAUCAAGUAUAUACUCAUCAACAAGUACGGGAAGCCAAAUGGGACGGUGCUGGAGCUCGGGUGCGGGAAAGGAGGCGACUUGGCGAAGUGGGGCAUGUUGGGCACCCGGCAGUUUGUUGGAAUUGACUUGAGUGAUGAGAGCAUCCGCGAGGCGAUCAAGCGGUACCGGAACGGCCGGUACGACUUCCAGGCGGUCUUUGCGACCGGCGAUGCCUUCAACGUGGAGCUUCCGGAGAUCUUGAAGGACUUCAAUCCCGACGAGGUGUCCCACUUGCAAUUCGACAACGUGAGCAUGCAGUUUUGCAUGCACUACGCGUUCAGCAGUGAGGCGAGCGUCGAGAGCAUGUUGGCGAACGUGAGCAAGAGUCUCAGGGUCGGCGGCAUGUUUGUUGGCACGAUCCCGAGCAGCGACUUCAUCAAGUGGAAGCUCAAAAAGCUGCCGCAGGGCGAACAUCGCUGGGGGAAUUCUAUCUACUCCGUGACCUUCCCCGAUCUGGACUGCUUCGACCGUGAAAAGGGCGCCUUCGUCCAGCCCUUCGGCAACGUCUACAACUACUUCCUCAAGGACGCCGUCGAGGACGUGCCCGAGUACGUCGUGCCCUUUGAGAAGUUCCGGAGCAUGUGCGAGGAGCACGGCCUCGAGCUCCGCUACAAGAAGAACUUUUUCGACAUGUUCAACAAGGAGGUGGGCCACUUCUUCAACCAGCUUCCCGGCCCCUUGAUCCAGUCCUUGCGCCUUCCCGGCGGCAAGUACGGUGUCGCCAAUGAGGAGCGGGAGGCUUGCUCUUUCUACCUGGCCUUUGCCUUUGAGCGGGUGUAAUGCGCACGGCCCCGUUCUCCUACCUCUCCUGUGUACCUUUGUAGAUAGACGCAAGACACGUCUUAUUAGCCGAUCGGCGCAAAAACUAAAACCGCCGGCUCCUCGGCAGUUUCCGUCCUGCAAGAGCCGUUGACUAGUGGCGCCACGCGC